AUGGAGAGCCCUACCUUGCCAAAGAAAAUUCGAGAAACGAAAGUUUUAGUUUUAUACACAGGCGGAACGAUUGGAAUGAAGAAAACAGAUGGAGGUAAAGGGCUGUCGAAUAAUUUCCCUCAACUUUUGCCUGGCGUCUCACGUAGUCAGACUGAACGUAUGAUAACCCAAUGAUACAAUUAAAUAUGCUUUGUUUUACUUUGUUUAGGAUAUCAGCCGAAAUCUGGCCACCUUCAGACGCAAAUAAAGAGACUUCCUAUGUUGUAUGAUGAGGAUUAUACAAAGAUUGAACCAACAGGAAGUCUUAAGUCUUUCAGCUGUGACAACGCUGCCAGUACUUCACAGUUAGAAGAGUUAGCAAUGCCGUAAGUCUAUUUAUACAUGUCUGCGUGUUCAGCUGUUUAAUGAUUUAGGCUUUUGUGAUAAAUGUUUUGUUUUCAUACCCUGCUGAUGUGUUCGAUGUGUUGUCAGUGAUGUUAAUGAUCAAGAAACAACAGUCGAUAGAGGCAUUGUAGAAUUAUUUCAUCUAAUUUAAAUGUCGGCGUGGACAAACGAGAGUCAAAAUCAUUUUCUAUACAUCCUUUUUUAGUGGGCACCAUUACGUAAUCAAAUUCUUUGAAACCUAUGUCAACGAUGCCUCUCAAAAUUAACCAAGCUUACUUAGCUCCUAAAAUUGUUUACUUAAUCUUUGGGGUUCGAUUUGUUUACCAACAUGCGUGCGUGACUUGCUCAGGAAUACACGUCGUAGCCAAGUCAAUGAUUAAACCUCUGAACGUUAAAUUUGUUCGGUAUCGCAGCUGAAACCACAUCGAUUCUUUUGACAAUGCUCAGUUGAAGAGACACUCUAAGAUCGACAAUGUUUCAACCUGAGAGGAGUUAGUUUUCUCAGCUAGAAAUUAUAUUUGAAGGUGAUACAAAAUAACUUCUGAGAAUCUUAAAAUUAGGGACUGUUCUGAUGGGAAAUUCUCCUAUGAAACUAUUGAAAUUUCUUGUAAUAUUUUUCAUAUAUCACAAGGUACAAAAUUUCUACUUUUGUUGGAUUCUCAACUUGCUAGCCACGUUAUUUAAAUAUUCUGACAUGAUGUUAGUCCAGUGGACAAAAAUAUAUAGUGCCAUAAAUGGGAAUAGAGAGACAUUUAUUCAAGUGGGCAUAUAAAAUGGUUAACAGGGGAUUGGCAAUGGGUUUCCAGACUCAAAUUUAACAAUAUGUUUAUAUAUAGAAUGAUACAUAAGCCAUGCAGAUAACAAGUGUAACAAGCAAGCAUAUCUUUAAGCACCAUAGGCCUUUACUAUGAAAAAUGGGUGACAUGUCAGCAGCUGAUAAAAAAUUAUCUUAAUUGUACAUUCAUGUAGUUAGACUUUUAUGAGAGCUGGAAAUCCUUAAAAAAAAAAACCAGCAGUUUGUGUAAAUAUAAUCCCCCCUCCCCCUUUUAAAAUUAGAAUUAUUUUAGUUUUCUAAUAGGCUUCACUUUUAGCAUGUCACAGAAAAACUCUCCAAACAUGCACACUCACUUGUUGCAUACCAUUACUUAAACAGCAUAUCAGCUCAUGGAGUGCGAGUAUUAUAUUAUAUCAAAGAAUACUUACCCCUUAAAGACUCAUCAAACAUGACGAUUGGAGACUGGGUGGAAAUUGCACUUGAUAUUAAAGACAAUUACAGUAGAUAUGAUGGGUUUGUAGUGAUACAUGGAACAGAUACAAUGGCCUACAGUGUUUCUGCUUUGUCAUUUAUGCUGGAAAACCUUGGGAAAUCUGUGAUCUUCACUGGUUCACAGGUAAGAUGUCCCACUUUUGAAAUUUUCAUUAACCAGUUAGUUUGCAAAGUGAGGGAGGGUCUGCAGAAAAUUCUGUCAAGUUUUUAGUGUGUAUAUUUUUUUCUUUGUGCAUAGAGACUUUAGUGUAACGAUGGUGGAAUUAAGUUUUGAUCUUGUAGUCUAACAGUUCAGAGCCCAGUUGUUCAAAGGGCAAUUGAUUGUAUUCAAAAGAUGAAUGAGCAUCCAGUGGAUAAGUGUUUAAAAAAAUAUUAUUACAUUAUCUACCAUUUUCGAGAUUUUUGCAGUGGAUGGAAUUAUCCACCCUUCAAACAUCAAGGGGCAUGGAAAGGAUGGUGAUACUCUAGGUUUGUCUAUCAAUGACUUGUUUACUUAUUGAAUUUUUAUUUUCCAAGGUUCCAAUUUAUGAGCAGAGAAAUGAUGGUCGUGACAACCUGUUAGGUGCAUUGGUCAUUGCUGGUCACUACAUUAUUCCUGAGGUUUGUCUUUAGCUUUGCCUCUGUUAAAGGAAAUCUCUACUGGUAAACAAGGCACCAUUGAAUUAUUGAUAAAAAUACUGUAUCCUUAUGGAGAAUGUGGAAGCAAUAAAUGGUAAUUAUAGGUUUUAAAUGUGAGACAAAAUCAAUGUGUAACAAUUAUUCACCAAAGGCAAAGUGAACAUUGUUGAAUUAUGCCUAAGACAAAGUUGAGGGGAUUAUCGAAGAAUCUUCACUGAGCCUGAGCUGAAUAAUUGUUUUGGUAUAACUGCGCUGGUGCUUUUGAAUUCUGUUGCAAAUUCAUUUAAUUUUUAAAUUAAAAUUGUAAGUUCUGUUACAAUUGUUUUAAAGAGUUAUUCAUAUUGAAAUAGCAGUGAGUUUCCUCUACAAUUUAACAGGUUCAUUUAAUUCCAUUAACAAAAACUCUACAUCUUUCUUUUGAAAGUGUUAUGCCAAACUUAAUAGCAUCUUUUGCCCUCUUUGGAAAUUGAAUUUUCUUCUAUCAUGUUCAUCACUUCCUUGGUAACAUUGACAAAACGCAAGAUAGCCACUUUGAAAUUAGGGCUCCCACUAUAAUCACCUUGCAUUGGGUGAUAAUAGCAAGAUAUGAUGCAAUCAUGAACCAAUAAUAGUGCAUACAUCUCUAUGAUCACUGGAGCAAUUGUUCUAAAUGUUAUUCUUUUUUCAUUUCUCUUUUGUUGGGAGAACUGAGAUUGUUUUUUCUAUGCCAGGUUACUCUGUUUUUUGCCGGAUAUUUAUAUCGGGGUAACCGUUCCACCAAAGUGAGUGCUGGGAGCUUUGAUGCCUUCGCCUCCCCAAAUCUUCCUCCCCUGGUAACCAUGAAGGUGAACAUUGAAGGUAAAAUCAUUCAUAAUCCUUAAAACUGUAACAUCAGUAUGCAUAUUCUCCAUACUGUUCUCUAUACAUUUCCAAAGGAGCCAGUAAGGAGAACUUGUUUAACAGUCAUGAGCUUUUUUGGCUGGUGAUCAUUUCCUUUAUUCUUGUGACUUCAGUGUUUGAUUUAGGGGUGAUAUUGUAAAGGAAAUUAGAUGCUUGUCACUUAGGAGUCACAUGGUUAUCAAUGAAUCUUUCAGAUGUAUCUUACCUUGAAAAUGGUGAUGAAAAUGUCAAUCAUUCCCUUUGUUCAAGGAAACAGACAGAAAUGUUUUUGAUUAGAUUGCUGAGUGCAAGUGCAUUUUCAUCUGUAAAAUGCAGUAUACGGUUGUCAUUUCUCUGGAGGUGCUAAGAACUAGUUAUCAGACAACCUGAUUUAUGUAAAAUAAAUGAAAUUCUUUAAAAAUUUUUACAAAUACUUGUCUGAGUGGUCCAUAGUCAUAUUUCCCACAUCCCUUAAUUCAAUUGCUAGGAGGUAACCACUCCAUAAAUUCAGAUUUUUUGUAAACCUUUGGUCAAAUAUGUUAUGUCUAAUGAUGUUACAUUCUGACUGCAAUGUUCCAAUGCCUGUGCAACUUUCUUUAAUUCUUGCAGUGCAGUGGGAUGCGAUAUUCCGUUCAAACAGUGUUAACAAGUUCACAGUUUGUUCUAACAUGAAUCCCAACAUUGGACUGCUUAGGCUCUUUCCAGGGAUUACAUCUGAAACUGUAAGUAAUGACAGUAAUCAUGGAAUUCCCAUCAACAAUCUUUGGUGCUCAAAUAUACACAUGUACAUAUUUCAUACACAUGCACAUAAGUGUUAGAUUGAUGACUGCCUUUUUAUUUUAUUUCUCUUCCUCAGGUGCAAGCAUUUUUAAAACCUCCCAUGCUGGGUGUGGUCCUGCAGACGUAUGGGUGUGGAAAUGCACCUAACAACCGUGAGGACAUUAUUUCUGAAAUAAAGAAAGCUACUCACCGAGGUGUAUUAAUUGUCAACUGCACACAGUGUCUCCAUGGUCCUGUGGUUGAUCAAUAUGCCACAGGAAAGGUAAGAAAUUGAAAACUAGAGUUACAUGUUUCUCUUUCACAUUUACGUUGUCACCUCUCAAAAAUCUAGGGUUGUAAUGAAUUCAGGUUUAGAAGCAUUCUGACCACCUUUUUAGUCCUUUAACUCCCAAGAUCUGAUCGUUAAUUUUCCCCUCUAGAUGUUACACAUUUUCUUGUAAAUUAGUCAUGAGAAUUUCGUGUUAGAUCAUGAUAACAACUUCUACCGAAUAAGUUUGAGUUUUCUCAUCACCUGUGUAAAAAAUCAAUUUACGAAAAAAGAGACUAGAGUCCAAACUCCGUAGAAAAUAUGUAUUAAACUUGUUAAAUGAACCACAACAUUUGGCUAAAAUAAAAAUUCCGUAACUUCUUUAAAUUCCAAACAAAGGAGUAACAAACUUACGCGAACGAAAGCUCAAAAACAACUGAUUAAAACUCCGCGAAAACAAAACUAAAAGUACGCGAAAAAUGUCCACGUCAGUUUUCCAUUGUCAAGGUUAAAGUUAUUUGAUGUGAUUGGCUAAUUUGUGAAAUCACGCGCGCUGCGCGUGAAUUCAAAAGGAAUACGAAGCGGGGAGAGGAAGAGAAAAAUUGUUACUUGAAAUUUAGAAAAACGAUAGAGAUUUUCUACAACCUGUUUGCUUGAUAAUGUAUGGAUUUUAUGAUGAGAAGUUAUGGAGUAUGUUAAUAACUUCUGGGAGCUAAAUGGUUAAUGAUUGUGGAUUAUACGUAGACUACGAGUGGUACCUCCUUUUCGGCGAAAACCACCAAUAAAAAAAUUGAUCGUAGCGCACCGUAGGAAGCUCUUAGAGUGACGUCGAUGCGCCGCGGGGGCGCCUUGGAGCUGCUGCGGUGCAUCGACGUCACUCCAAGAACUCCUCGCGGCGCGCUAGUAUCAACUUUUCUUCACCGAUAUUUUUUAUUCGCGCAACGGAGUUCGCCGAGAAGGCGGGACUGUUCGUAGUCUGUAUAAUACAAUUGGUUUUGGGACAAGAAGGGGUCACAGCGCAGAUUCCCCAAAGCCACGCCCUCGGUGAUGGGAAUGUGCUUGGAGUGGAGAAUUUACCGCAUUUAGGUGAAGGCAGAGUUUAAUUGAGAAGGGGUAUACAGGAUAGGAAACCUCAGUAGUAAGGCCACUGUAUUUGUUUGUAUCAAUAUCUCAGCUAUAAUUGUUGUUGUUGGUGACGUAUUUUUUUAUCAGGUGUUGUUGGAUGCAGGGGUGAUUCCUGGCUCAGACAUGACACCUGAAGCAGCACUCACCAAACUUUGCUACGUGUUGGGAAAAACGGAGCUCAGUUUGAAUGAGAAACGAGAGGUAGCGUAUGUUACCAGGUGUAUGACCACUUCAGUUUCAAUCUGGUCUUUCUUCGUUUUAGUUUUAUUCUGUUAAAUGCCAUAAUUUUGUGACUUCUUUUUCUUUUUUUUAGUUGAUUCGAAAUAAUAUUCGCGGAGAACUCACCGUCGCUCAUACAAGGGAACAAUUCUCUCUCAAAGACAACUCAUUCAUUGCUGCCGUAGCAUCGUCAUUACAGAUCAGCUCCAGCAAGGUUAUCAUUUUCUUAGUUACCGUAUUUCCUCGAAUAUACGCCCUCGUUCUUGUAAGUGCCCCCCCCCCCUCGACCUCCACCUCCAAGUUAGCACCCACGGUCCACCUCUAAGCCGCAUGUAUUGACAAGGAGAAUUCGUUUAACAAUCAAAGCUUCAUAGGUAGGUGAUCAUUUCCUUUAUUGUUAUAAUCUUAAAAUAAAUGAUCCAGCAGGACAUGGAAUACUUUUUGUACAAGUGUUAACUUUAUUUUUAGGAAAUGAAAUUCAUAAGGCAAGCUCUACUUCCUGUGCUCAUGAGCUGUGCUACAAGUGCUGGGAAUGUGAGGACAAUGGAAGAACUUCUUAAUCAGGUAGGGUAUGCAGAUUAUGUUGUCUGCUUUUGUCGCGCACCGAUCCUCUUACACAACCACGACUGAUUCGUACUCAUUCCUCGUACAGCGAAGCGCCUUCCCUUCAUCUCUUUUAUCACUUGCUACUCUGACCCAGGAAACUCUCGGUUGUGGGGACGAGCGAAAGAGUGGAGAGAGUGAGCGAGAAAACAAAGUUUAUGGGGGUUAGGACUUCCUCCCAGACCCUUUCUGUUUCCUACUAAGAUUUUCCCUCUCUUUUUUUUAAGGGUGCUGAUGUAAAUGCCACUACGGACUACGAUGGUAGGACUCCUCUUCAUAUCGCAUGCGUAGAAGGCAACACGGAAGCGGUCGAAUUUCUCCUGGCAAAAGGCGCAAUUACGCAAGUGCGAGACAGAUUUAAAUGCUCCCCUCUGGACGAUGCCAUUAAAUUCCGGCACAAAGAGAUCGUUAAAACGCUUCGGAAAGCUGGUGCUCAGUUGAUGAAAUCUUCUAUGGAGACAGCGGUUGAACUUUGUCGCUUGGCUGCGAAAAAUCGAGUGGAUGACUUACUCGUAUGGCAACUCGCGGGAGCGGAUUUUAAUGCGAGCGAUUACGAUAAAAGGACGCCUCUCCAUGUGGUGAGUUCGGAGAAAAAAUGUAGACAGUAAGAAAGACGCACUCAAAGUUUUCGACCCCCAAAACUUAAUUGAUUUUGAAUGUAAUCUGGGAUUUCACCGCCUUUGCAUUUAUUUGUGAUUGGUGCUGAAAAUUUGUGUCCUCCUUCUCGACCAGUCAAAUGCAAAGCUAAAUGAUACCAUUCGCGAAGUGGUCACCCGCGUUUUCCCGCGCUUUUUCCAAGCAGUUUUCUUGUUUUUACUUUGAGUUAUCAUUGACUCCAAGCGCUAUGUUUAUUUAUUGUUUUUUUUUUCUGAUUGACUGUGUUGAUUACCUCGGUUCCUUUUUUAAGAGGCUUAAAGAAAAUGCGCACGUUGCUGAAACCAUACCAGUGGUUGAGCCUCAUUUCCUUCCGGGUUUGACCCUUUGACCCGUUUGAGUGACUAACAUCUAAUUUCUCCUUACAGCAUCACCCCUGAAUCACACAUUAAGGUCAUGAGAAUAAAGGAAAUGAACGUCACCAACAGAAGUUUUUGAUUGUUAAACAAAUUCUCCUUGUCAGCACCUUAAGAAAUGUAUAGAGAACAGUAUGGAGAAUAUGCAUACUGUUAUCAAGGUAUAAAGGGUUUAGACGUUUCCUCUUCUUCUGAAUUGCAGGCCGUUUGCCGUAACAACGUAGAGACUGUUGCCUUCUUGCUGGAGCAUGGUGUAAACCCGUACCUCCGUGAUGUUUUUGGCAGCACUCCCUUGGACAAUGCCAAGUCGUAUGAAUUGCACAAUAUUAUCGAUAUGUUAGACGGAUACUGCGGAUUAAAGCAGUUUAAUGUUCUCUCUCUAACUGAAUCAUCUUGAAUAAUUAUUUUAACAUGUUUUUUUUGUUUGUUUUUUUUUAAUAUAGGAAAACAGCCUGUUCCAAGCUUUCAGUAAGUAGCGGCUGAGUGAAAAAACCAGGGAGGCCUGGGUCAAGUCGCCGGAGAACGCUAUUACGCGAACCGACCAAAGUCUCCCUCGUUCUUUAACACUUAUCCGUUACUAUCGCCUCGUUUCAGUUGCGCUUCGUUUUACCAGCUGAACACCUGGAACAGGAUAAUGGACCGAUAGAAUUAAAGUAAUUUUUUUUUUGAACAAGGAAUAUGUGUUAAAAUCAGUUAAAGGAUCGUAGUACAAGUGAGACAACCAGAAGGCUAUGUUUUCAAUUGAAGAGAAAUACGCGCGAGUGACUUAACAUUUUAUUUAGGAAGGAAUGCAAGGUAGCCGACUUUUACUUCUUACGCGAUUGGCAAAGCAGCAAAAAACCGACAACGAGAUGUUGAAAACGACUUUCGGUAACAGCCACUAAAAAACACCUGAAUGAUUUUUUUCUUUGCGAUACUCAUUCGAAAAUUACUCUUUGGCUGGCAAUAUUGGGAAAAUUAUUUUAAGGUCAUUUUAAAGGCUGUUAUUUAUUGAAGGGAUAACUGAGCUCAAGAUUUGGGUUUCGCCAUUUAAGAUAUGACGAUGUUAUUUAUUUUGUAUAUAUUUUGUAUAUAUUUAUAAUAUAUCCAAAACAAACAAAAGCGUGAGGGGAAGGGGGCUGGAUGCGCUCAGAUAAAUAUUAUUUAUAAAAAUUAUCAAGUUAGUUAUUCACAUUUUGAGGGAGUAUUAUAUGUUAGUGUUCGUGUUCAUGCAAACGCCAAUCGCAUUUUUGUUUGUUUGUUUAAUGGGAUAAAAAAAACCUAAAGGCCAGGAUUGUAUUUUUGUAAAGAAUAAGCUAAAUAAAGGAAACUUAUGGGUAACUAUGAUUCCUCCGUUCUUUUCUGAAAACUUCGCUUAAACUUACGAAAUUAGUACAUUGUUUCUAAGCUGACGUACCGAGCGUUAGCCCUUCGUCAGAGCGAAUGGCCUGGGGCUAGCGCUCGAAGCGUCAGCUUUUAAACUCUUCACGGUGGCGAUUUACAUUACCAACUCAGUUGAUAAAAUCAAAUUGUCUUGUUAUACUCCCCCACCGACGCAGCAAAAGAGCUUCUUUAGAAAGUUACCCCCCUUUUUACGCUUGGAGUAAACGACCAUGACAGUUAGGCUUGGUUAUGUAUCGGGAGAUACGAGUGCGAAAGUAAUGACAAAAAAGAAAAACAACAACAACGAACAGGCGUGCAGUUGUAAGCAGCACAUGGUGAACUCAUUCCUUAUAAUUAGUCAAUUCCUUGUUACAGGCUUUAAACUGCACGUGACGUUAGUAUCACGCGAUACUGCAAGUCAAGAGAUUUCGCUGCUCUUGCAACCUAUGAGAGCUUGCGGGCAGAGUAAAAACGACCAGAGCAGUAUUGCUGCUUCUUCCUAACAUUUUGCAUAACGUGAAUUGACAAGAAAGAACGCGAUAGUAACUGGAUGGCCUCUCGAAGGUAUGUUGGUUGACCCACAUCUUUCGGCCUAUCCUGUUAGUUCAGAAUAGAGCUACACACAUUUCACAUUUCAAAAACCGAUUUUCCUUUAAACACCCUUAGCCUUGCAUGAUUAUUUAUUCUAGGUUUCUUUCCAUUUUUAGAAAAAUUUUCCUUCCCCGAUAGCUUCAUCAGCACCAACACCACCUCAUAAUCCUCUCACUUCUUUAAAUAAGGCUCGGUUGCUCAGCUAGCAAAGAUGGCGAGUUCCCGGGAAAUCGAAGGUCAUCGCCCCACCCGACAUACAAACUGUUCUAUCGGUGAUUUCGGAACGUUAUGAGUGAUCCUGUUAAGAAAAUAUCUACAAGCUCCAAGAAAAGCCUAAAAACACUUCCGGAGUGUGGCGAAAAUGACGGCAUUGUUGUUACAACAGGUGGCUCAGAAAAGUGCGCAGUACCGUCGAGCACAAAACAUCUUCCCUCGACUACAGCAGGGAAACAAACAAUGCAAUCAACUUCCAGCUCGGACGCUUCUGACGGUGAUGUUGCAUUGAAAAGGCGAUCAUUUCAUGCACAGCUGUCUCGAAGUUUCUUUCAGUCGCGGUCUUCGAGUUCGUCCUCUGUAGAUGGUGGUUCUUCGAGUCCGUCGAAAAGCCGUCUGGGCACGGUUCCUGUGGAGGAUCCUAUCACACACGAGAAUGUUGUAAACAGUAAAGUUUUGUUGUUGUAUACUGGUGGUGCGCUUGGAUGGAAAGUAGAUCCAAACCUAGAAGGUAAACAUUUCAAAGUAAGGAAUUAUAAAAUCAUAUCAUGUGACCGAGUGCUUUGCAAGGGGUCUUCAAGAGUGAGUCAGUAGAUGGGAGAGGUUAUGGCACAGUACAAGUGGGUGGUGCUUUUACCUUACAGUGAUAAGGAUAAGAACCAUAGGUGAUCUCAAAAUAACAUUACUUGAGGAUUUUUUGGAGCGACAAUUAUACCCCCCCCCCCCCACCAAAAAAAUAAACAAACAAAUUAAUAAAACAAAAACAAAAAAAACUUCAGUGGGGUGGGGUAGUAUUUGCUUCAUUUUCAAAGGAUUGUCACAAAGUUUGAUGCGAAAGCUUACAUCUAGAUUUGAUGCAAGCCCAUGUUCUGCAUGUUGAUAAGUCUCCUGGGAGUCAACUUGUUCCUGUAAAGUUAACCACUGAUUUUUCAGGAUUUCAUCUUGAUAAGAAAAAUGUACUGAAAGAACUGAAGAAGCUCCCCAUGAUGCAUGAUGUGGAGUAUGUUGACUACAUCCUUAGCAAUGUACUGGAUGAUAUUCCAGAGGAGGGCAUUGGAUCAGACACAAUUGUGAUGCCGUGAGUAAAUGAGAAAAUGUCAAUUUCUGGCACUUAUAGGCUCUCAGAAUGAAUAGUCCUCAUUCACUUUGAACCCCAAAAUACAUUGAAUAAAAUUUAACCCCAAAUACAUUGAAUAAAAUGUAUGAUACUCUGAAAAAUGCCAAACAUCAGGGUAAUUGUGAAUGCAAAUGGCCCACAAGGUGUUGUGGCUUAUCUUAGUCUAUGUAACAUGAAAGGACUAGGAGUUGCCACUCCCUUGGAUUGGAUGCAAGUUUAUUACAGGUUAACCCCUUAACCCCUAAGAGAGACUAGCCUUAAUUUCUCCUUGCAGUAUCACACCUGAAUCAAACAUUAAGGUCAGGAGAAUAAUGGAGAUGGUCAACAACUACAGGAGCUCUUGAGUUUUACGCAAAUUCUUCUUGUCAGCACCUUGGAACUGUACAAAGAACAGUAUGGGGAAUAUGCAUAAUGAUUUUAGAGUGUAAAAGGUGACCACCUAACAUUCCAUCAGGUUCCCCUUCAUUUUGCUGGAACUCAUGUACUCCUGAGAUAGGUUGUACCAUUUUAUAAUCCUGGGUGGAGUGAGACAGCACCUAUUUAUACUCCUGGGUGGAGUAAGACAGUACCUUUUUAUACUCCUGGGUUGAGUAAGUCAGUACCUAUUUAUACUCCUGGGUGGAGAGAGAGGCAGUACCUUAUUAUACUUCUAGGUAGGGAAAGGCACCUCAAGAGUAACAUGUCAUAAUGACAUGGUGAGGUGUCAAACUUGUAACUUUCAAUACAGAGUGUAGAGUGGUAGCUGUUAAUAAGGUUAGCAGGUCUGUUGGUAAAAUGAACAUUAGCAGAUGAAGUGGCAAGGAGAUUUGGCUCACCAUACACUAUUGUGUUUAUUUCUAAUCCGCUUAGAGUCAGCAAGUAUGGAAAACGUGUGUUUGUUGAUGUUCUUGAGAUGAAAGAGAGUCAUGUAGUUGUUCAUUCAAAAGAUCAAGACAUUCAAGACUGGAUCAAUAUUGCACUGCAAAUCAAGGAAUGUUAUGAGAAAUAUCAUGGAUUUGUUAUUCUUCAUGGCACAGAUACCAUGGCAUAUCUUGCAUCAGCACUCUCAUUUAUGUUUGAGAACCUUGGAAAGUCAGUGAUCUUCACUGGUUCUCAGGCAAGUUUGUACAGUUGCAUAACUCUAUCAAUAACACAGAAUGAUGUGUGAGUAAAAGUAAUAAUAAUGAAUAAUGAUACUAAUAAGUAUAGCAAUUAUGGCAGUCAUUAGAAAACAAAUAUAGUGUUUUAAAAAUCCCAACUGACCAGCGGCAAAACAUUUGGCUAUAUAUUAAGUACAGCCAAGGAGUUGAGCUUUGGGAAACCAAGAAAAAUUCAAUGAGUAACAAGGUGGAAGGCUUAUACCCAGGACCACUGGAUUACAGGUCUAGUGCCCUAACCACUCUGCUGAACUGCCAUCUUUUAGUAUAUUAUAUGAUUAUAUACUAUAAACAUGUUAGAUUUGUAUAGUUAUAUUCAUUCAGAUGUCAGACAAUUGACUCCUGGUUUGCUGCAUGUACUUGUUAAAUCAAUAUGCUGGAUUUAUUUUGUGUAGUAUGCUUUGAGUGAUCAUCUAAAUGAUGGAAGGCAAAAUCUUCUUGGAGCUCUAAUGAUUGCUGGCCAUUAUGUCAUCCCAGAGGUAAAUUUUAAGUAUAAAUUGAUAAUUGAGUGACUUUCAUGAAAAAAAAAAUCAACAACGUUCACCAAAUACAGUAUUUUUAAUGCUUAAUUAUAAAUUGUUUGCAGGGCCUUGCAGAACACUGAUUUUGUUAGUCUGGCUUACUUUUUUUCAUUGUCAUUACCACUCUCACCAUCUCUUUACUAUUAUUAUUAUUAUUAUUAUUAUUAUAUUAUACUUUAUUAAAUUCUCCUAUUGAGGCUCUUCAGAAUUUAAUUAAAAUGUAAAAAAUGAUGUUAAAAGAAAAAAGGGAAAUUAUAAUAAUAUCGUACUGCAUAUGAUAAUUCUAUUAAAAAACUAUAUCAGUACUCCCAAAAAAUAUUCUUUAAAACUAGUUGGAAAACCUAAAACUUGGACAUCUAAUGCUUUCACCAUCAUCAUCAUUAUCAUCAUCAUUAACAUUGUCACAAUUAUUAAAAAUGUUUUUUAUUAUUAUCAUCACUUCGUCAUAUUUAUCUCAAAAAUAAAAGCAUUUGGUAAAUGCCUUUAUUUUUUUAAAUUUAACCUAUGCCAGGUGACUUUGUUCUUCCAUGGAAAACUGUACCAUGGCAACCGUGCCUUGAAGGUUGAUGCACGCAGAUUUGGUGCAUUUGACUCUCCAAACUGCCCUCCUUUGGCAACAGUAGAAGCUGGUAUUGAAGGUAAGGGGCAAUAUUGUGCAAGCUUUGGAUGACUUGUCCAAAUGUGGUCCCUUUUAAUAGGUUCAAGAAAAGGUUCAAUGUGGGGGCUUUUUUAAACCCUUUACACACUGAGACCAGCAUGCAUAUUCUCCAUACUUUUCUCCAUCCAUUUCCUGAGGUGCUGAUUAGGAGAAUUUGUUUAACGAUCAAGAGCCUCUAUAGUUAGUGAUUACUUUCUCUAAUCUCAUGAUAGUAAUGUGUGAAUCAGGGAUGAUAUAGUAAGGAGAAAUUAGAUGCUUAUCACUUUUAGGGGCCAAAGGGUCAACAAUUUACAUCAUAGACUCAAUUUUUACUUAUUUUGAUGUAACACAACAAAGUACAAGUCUCAUUUUUAUCUCAAAGAGCUUUAUUUUAUUCAAUGUUUUUUCUUUUUUUUAGUUGAGUGGGAGGAGCUGUUUUAUGAAAAUCAAGCAAGGAAAUUUGAAAUACAUACCAAGAUGAGCUCCAGAAUAGGAGUGCUGAGAAUUUUCCCUGGAAUUACACAGGAAGCAGUUAGUAUUCAAAUCCUCAGCCUCUGCUUCAUGUUACUUUUUAUAUACAUUUUUUGCAGUACUAACGAGAUUUAUGAUUUAAAAUGCAACAAUAUUUACUAUACUAACAUUACUGAUAACACUUACAUUUCUUUCUUCAUCUAAUUAUUCUAAGCACAAGGUAACAAUAUAGUUCUAAAAGCUAAGUUUUUCGUUUGUCUCACGAUGUAGUAUGAUGUAGCGAUCUACAUCACACGUGGCUACAUCGUGAGACAAACGAAAAACUUAACUUUAAUUGUUAUUUACCACGAUGAAUAACCACAACCUUUUCUACCAAAUAUAGUUAUAGUUACAUUCUAAAUACUGAAGCUCAUUUUUUUAAUCCAAAGUUGCAAAUUAACAGACCAUGACAGUUGCACAAUUACCAUUGUAAGCAAACAAACAAAUUAACAAAAAAAACAAAAACAAAACCAACAAAAAUGAAAAAAAAAAAAAAAAAAAGAAAAAACAAGUGGCGUAGUUUAAUCCAUUUACCCAAUGUAAAUAUACAUGUUCUCCAUACUUUUUUUCUAUACAUUUCCCAAGCUGCUGACAAGGAGACUUUCAUGAACAAUCAAGAGCUUCUUUAGUGGGCAAUAAUUUCCUUUAUUGUUAUGAAAUAGGUUGUUGUUCAUUGUGGUAGUGGAAUGAUAUUAUAGGUUUGUUCUGUUGUCUCACAACAAGGUCACUUGAUGUAGAAUGCCGUGCCACAACCAACCAUAUAAUGCCGUGCACAACCAGUCGACCCCAUCGCCUGAAGAAGAUUUGCAGUAAGCAGUCGAAACGUUGCGUUCUACAUCAAUUGACCUUGUCGUGAGACAACAGAACAAACUUUUGAUAUCAUUUCCUUUAUUCUUGCCCACCCAUGAAAACAUCCCUGAGUAAACCAUUUGACACCCAAUAUUGCUAAAAUCAAAAUAAGAAAAAAUAGAGGCUAUAAUGUAAAUUGUUAACCCUUUGCCGGCCCCUAACAGUGAUGAGCAUCUAAUUUCUCCGUACAAUAUCACCCCUGAUUCGCACAUUACCAUCUUGAGAACAAAGAAAGUGACCACUAACUGAAGAGGCUCUUGAUUGCUGAACAUAUACUCUUAAUCAGCACCUCAAGGAAUGUCUGGAGAAUAUGCAUACUGAUGUCAGGUUGUAAAGGGUUAAACCAACAAUUGGGUAAAAAGCAGCUGAGGUUCUUUGGAUCGUUCAUAUCAUUUUUCAUUUCCUGUGCCCAUUCUCCUCACUUCCAGGUACACGCUUUUCUGGAGCCUCCCAUCGAGGGAGUCGUUCUCGAGACUUAUGGCAGUGGUAAUGGCCCUGAUUCACGAAAAGAACUCUUGGAGGAAAUACGAGCUGCGGCUAAACGCGGAGUGAUCAUUGUGAAUUGUACUCAGUGCUUGUACGGUCAUGUUGUGGAUUCGUAUGCAACAGGCAGGGUAUGUUCUUGGUUUUAGAAAGAAUUUCGAUUCAGUUGUAAUGCUAUAAUCAAUGUAAUCAUUGUCAUGGCAAAUCAGAACAAAUAUAAAUGUCACAAAGAGCCAAUUAGAACUCAGGGUAAGAGCAGACGAACCGCCAGAAAGGCGAGAAAACGCGAGUGACCAUGUCACGUGUGGCUUUGGUUUUCCAUCUGAUUGGUUGAGUGAAUGGCGUGAGUUUUCUUUGGACCAAUCAAAGUGCGCACUGAGAAAUAACUGUAGAGCACCCUGCAACUCCCUUAACAUGUGACGCUAAUGUUUAGAGAGCGAAGUAAAUAACAACGGGCAGUAUUCAUAUUCAACAAGAUGCCAGCCUGCUAAGCUUGCAGUCAAUUAGGUGUUUGGUGAAAAGAAAGGCGACUCUGUUGCGAAAAAAUGAGCUGUAAAGCUAAUCAUUCUUCCGUCAACACAAAACUUUAAUCAAGAUGCAAAGGAACGGAUGGGUUUCCGUUGUAGUAAGAAAAUACAAACGAAAUCCCCACAAUUACUUUCGACUUUCAAUUGAAAAUUUCUCCAUCUAUUUUCUAAUUUGAGUAGGUUGCAGUAACUUCAAGCUGUAUUUGCCUCUGUGUUAGGUUUUGGUGGAAGCUGGUGUGAUUUCAGGAAAUGAUAUGACGGUCGAGGCAGCGCUAACAAAACUUUCCUAUGUACUUGGACACGAUAAGCUCUCGAUAGAAGAGAAAAAAGAGGUGAGGUUCUCAUUUUGUUAUGUUACUGUCAUCUUUAUUGGUAACGGAACGAACAAUGACCUGAUAGAUUUAGUAUCAUGUCAAACUCCCAAGCAAGUGUUCUGGAGUUAUUCCAGUCAACAAAAGAAGGUCCUGCGGAAUCAUUUUACCUAGUAGUAUUACUAGGUUUUGGUCAGACCCAACGGAACUUUGACAGCUGCACUGAAGGUUGUGAGAGGCUAGAGUCUUGAUUGGAACAUGUGAUGUGGGGGGGGUGAGUAGAUAAGUGAAAGGGGGGGGGGGAUGAUAUUCCCAUCACAGUGAAAAUAUUUUAUUGGUGUUGAGAAUGACUCCGAUUUUUGUACUAUUCAAAGUAUGGAAGAUUACUUCUUCAGUUUGGUCAUGUUGAAAAAAGAAAAGGAAAACAACAAUUGAAAAGUACCUAAUGAAAUUACCUUAUUAGGUGAGAAAAAAGCCAGAACUUUGGAGCCUUUUUUUAACAACUGGCAUGUACUGUUCACUGUAUGAUUUCAGGUGAUGAAAAAGAAUCUGCGUGGAGAGUUGACACCGUACAAAGACGAAAAUAUGCAACAGUUUUCUUUGCGGGACAAUGAACUGAUCGAUGCAGUGGCUUCACAUUUCAAAGUCGGUUCAACCGAGGUGAGCAAAGCUUAGAUCUGCGUUAGUAAUAAGCUCCUUACCACGCUUUUUUUUUUUGCCUUUUUUCCCUGGUAUUUCUGAGUGAUUUCAAGGGAUUUCGAAAGUAGCUAGAACUGCUUUCGUUGAUAUCUCCUGGUCAAGGCGCUAUAUAUAGAUUUUUUUUUGUACUAGGAUGGUGUAACCAAGUAUUUUCUACCUUAUUAUAGUGGACUGGAAGUGACGGACGAUGGAAACGUUUUUGCGACUCAGAGUUUUCUCUCGAGCUACUAAUAUACAUUGAUUGUUCAUUCAUCAGAUCGUAACAAUUCAUCUCCUUACUCUUUUCCUUACUUAAGAUAAAGGAAUUUUACACACCGCCAGCCUGAAAAAAGGCCUCAUUUUGGCUUCUUACGCAACACUCCCAUGCGUGACAAGAAAAGACAGCUGUGAAAUCUUCUAAGUUCACUCUUAGAAGCACUUCCUUACCAUUCCCGGGGUAUUUCAAUUUGUUUUGUACUCUCAGUUAACUGACUUGGAAAAAGUACAAUGUAACAAACUUUUAAGAUGUAAAAUCUAAGCCAAUCAUGACUUAUUUAGGUGUUUCAACGGUGCGUAGCGGACGAAACUUAAAUCGGGAUUGCUCUGGGCUUUUGGAUUGUCAUACCUACUGUUUUUCUGUGUCACACAUAUUUCCAUUACAGGAAGUGAGGUUCAUCAAGCAAGCAUUAUUUCCAGUGUUAAUGUGUCACGCUGCAGGGAGGGGCGACAUUGAUGCUAUGGAAGACCUGCGUCAACAGGUAUAUAUCUGAAGUUGCCGAGGAUCUAAGUCCCGAACGAUUGAUUUCCUUAGUGACUUGGCCUUUGAUGAAAAGCACUCAUCCUGUGAGGCUAAGAAGCAGGGAUGAAAUAUUAGCUUUAAUGGAAGUGUUUUGUGCUUCAGAACCACGCUUGCAAUCUAAUUGGUUCUCUCACGCAACAUAUAAUUUGUUUCGUAUUUUGUUUACAGGGUGGUUUAUUAAGCGCUGCUACAAGUCACGAUGGCCGCACUCCGAUUCAUGUAGCAUGCCUGGAGGGUCAGCUGCAAGUCAUUCGGUAUCUUCUGGAGAAAGGCGCCUCGCCGCACGUUUUCGAUAAUCACGGACAAACCCCUUUGCACGAUGCCAUUCAUAGUGAUAACGAGGAGGCCAUUUUACUUCUCAGGGAGUUUGGGGCUCAUUUAGGGCCCACCACCGUGAACACAGCCCUUGAAAUAUGUUCUCUUGCCGCUGAUGAUAAGGUGGAUAGAUUGCGGGCCUGGCACUUAGCUGGAGUUGAUUUUAAUGUUGGUGAUUACGACAGGAGAACGGCUUUACAUGUGGUGAGUUUGUCCAAUUAUUUCUCUCAUACUGAGGUAAAAUAGCUCGGAGCUAAAUAGAGGAAACAGUCUGUCUCUCGUGUUUUUAAUAUGUUAGUUAAGUGGCUGACUGCUUGUGAUUUUGAGUUAAAAAUAGGGCGUUGUGCACGGUGAAAUACUGAGAUGUUUUCCCUUUUUUUUCCAUUGUUUUUAGGCUGUUUGUCGAAAUAAUGUGAACACGGUUAAAUUUUUGUUGGAGUGCGGCGUUGAUUUGAACUCGCGAGACCUUUACGGCUUUACACCGCUGAAAAACGCAGAGAUUUUUGAAAACAGAAAAAUGAUGGAACUACUCCAGUCGGCGGCAGAAAAGACAAAUGACGCAGUUGACCAGUAAAGAGGAGCUACAAAGCUCGUGUAACCUUAAUGCGACUAUUGAAAAAUUUUCAAUUCAGUGUUAAGGGGAAUCCGCACUUGUAGAGGCCAUUUCUGAAUAAUCUUUGGCCUCUUUUUCAAAACAAGGCCUGGUGGUCAACCGUUCGUGUGAAAAUGAGUUUAAUUCGGAUGUGAAUGAAAACCUAUGACGUAUGAAAGUAUGAGCACCGGGACUCGCUCGGAAACAGAGGCCAAAAGUAAUUCGAUGAUUUAUCUAUGAGUCGCACCAGCUUCUCAACCAAUCAUAUCCAAUAUUGAAUCAAACCGCGACUUAGUCACCCGCGUUUUCCCGCCACUGAGGCAGGUUACUUGUUAUGACCAGGGGUUCUCAUUGGCUCCUUGGUAUAUUUCCUUUGUUUUGAUUGGCCGUUGUGAUUGUUUGAUUCAAGUUUUGUGACGUUCAAACCGUUGAACAAUGGUUUGUUCAAUUUCAGAAGAGAAAAUCGCCUGAGAGGUCAUGUAAAACAACAGAUACGUGAAAUUGUAGCUGAGAUAUGAAGUUUCCGAAAUCGCGGAAGCUGGUAUUAUUUGAAACUUCAAGCAGCAAU
This is a messenger RNA of Pocillopora meandrina, 18320 nucleotides long. The record is from the annotation of a GenBank genome assembly. NCBI's taxonomy places the organism in Eukaryota, Metazoa, Cnidaria, Anthozoa, Scleractinia, Pocilloporidae.